Molecule: messenger RNA, 10186 nt
Organism: Xiphophorus couchianus (Monterrey platyfish)
Lineage: Eukaryota; Metazoa; Chordata; Actinopteri; Cyprinodontiformes; Poeciliidae
Product: low-density lipoprotein receptor class A domain-containing protein 4
Exons: 7
Coding region: 837-1817 (326 amino acids)
Biological process (GO): negative regulation of transforming growth factor beta receptor signaling pathway
Cellular component (GO): early endosome membrane; Golgi membrane
Molecular function (GO): R-SMAD binding
Source: RefSeq, a predicted model, not a curated record
AGCGUUAUUUUAGGCCCCGGCUGUCGGCAGCGCGUGCUGUACAGUAGGACAGCUGAGCUUUAUUUUGCCUCCCAGCCGUGACACCACUGUAGUGCAGUUGGACCUGACGUCUAACAUCCACAGCAUCACACACUCCAACCAGCCGGUCACGGCGGCUUUACACGUGAGUGGUGGCACGAGCAGCUGGUUCACCACAACGGAGCCUGCCAGGAAUUGCUAAGGCUGGUUAGCAUGGCCACUGAUGACGACAGAUAAAGAGUUUUCCUGGAGCGCUGUGGAGCCAACCUGAGAGUGGCGGAGGAGUUGCUGAUGCAUUUCGGAUGGGACGUAUGUGAGAGGAGGAAAAUAAAACCAGGAAGCAAAAGAUCAAAACGAAUCAGAGGGGACGGCAAUAAGAGCCGCUUAUGAAAGACAACUCUGAGCAGCGCCCAGGCCGCAUCCUUCAUCCUCUCACCGUGCCACAAAAUCCCCAUCAAUUUCUGUCACAAUCCGUCCUCUUUUCCUGUGAGCCAUCCCUUUAUUCUCCCCUCCUUCAGAACAUAGCUGAACCCCCUUCUACAGACCAGUGAUCCUUGCAGCAGCAAAAAAAAUAAAAAAAAGAACAAGGGGUGACGAGACAAGCUGUCACUAAGCACAGGAGGGACCCUGACAGCUGCCUCUCACUUGAGCACAUGGGCUGUUAAUGAACAGAGAUGGCGGUGAGACUGGCCGGUGCCACCCUGUCCUCUCGACCACCCUCCCCCCCUCCGACGGCCUCUGCCCGGACAGGUUAAGGUCGGUCCAUCGGCAUCCAUCGCAGCAUCCGCAGCAGCUGGCUGAGCGUGGGAAGGAGCAGUAUGCAGGAAACUGACCUACCAGCUACAAAUGCCUUCAAAGAGUGCAAGUUCCACUGCACCAACGGGAAUUGCUUGCGUCUGGGCUCGCUGAUCUGCAACCAGCUGAAUAACUGUGGGGACAACAGCGACGAGGAGAACUGUCCCGUGGUGACCCAGCACCCUCCACCUGGAAUCUUCAACUCUGAACUGGAGUUUGUUCAGAUUGUCAUCAUCAUUGUGGUGAUGACAGUGAUGGUGGUGGUGAUCAUCUGCCUGCUCAACCACUACAAGCUCUCCACCUGGUCCUUCAUAACACGGCAGAGCCAGGCCCGCAGGCACGACCACGCCCUGCAGCAGGAUGGCUGUCUGUGGCCUUCAGACAGCGGAUCCCGACAAGGUGCCUCAGAGGUAUUAUACGCUCCCCAGGCCAGGGAUCGCUUCACUGCUCCCUCCUUCAUGCAGCGCGACCGCUUCAGCCGCUUCCAGCCCACCUACCCCUACAUGCAGCACCAGAUCGACCUGCCGCCCACCAUAUCGUUGUCAGACGGCGAGGAGCCCCCACCGUACCAGGGGCCCUGCACGCUGCAGCUCCGCGACCCCGAGCAGCAGAUGGAGCUGAACCGGGAGUCGGUGAGGGCGCCGCCCAACCGAACCAUCUACGACAGUGACUUGAUCGACAUAGGGAACGGCGGCGGCCUAGUCGGGGCCGGGGGGGGCCUGGGAGGAGGGGGCCCAAGGCCGCCCAGCAGUAACUCUGGCAUCAGCGUGGCCAACUCCUGCAGCCACGGGCGCAUGGAGGGGCCCCCGCCGGCAUAUAGUGAGGUGAUGGGCCAUUUCCCAGGCUCCACGUUCUUUUUACACCAGCACAGCAAUAACCAGAGAAUAGGGAGACCAGGGGAUCCGGGGGGACUGGGGAGCAGGACGAUCCAGCAGCAGGGCCAAUCAGAAAGCACAAUAGUACCUGCCAAGGCCAAGGAUGGCCAACCAGAGGACCUGGUGUGAGGAAUGGGGGAGUGGGGCAGGCAGGGGCCAAGCACCCCGGACUCAGCACCGUCUCCUAUGUUUACGGCUGACAUGGAAGCAUCAGCCUCUGUAUCGCUCUGUCGCUCUCAUGUCCUCUCUCCACACUCCCAUGCACAAACAAAUCUCGAUCCGAGCUACAGCAAAACAAGGAAGGAGAAACCCAGAGUUGAUUUAAUUUCACUUUCUAUCCAGCCGGCACCGCUGGGGAAUUUUGAUUUCCUUCUUCUCUUGGAGAGAGAGAGAAAAACUCUAGCUAGCACAGCCUUUGGGUUUUUUUCAUUCAGUGAAAGCUCUACGAUGGGGACGGGGGAGAAAGUUCCUAUUUUCUUUUGUCUUUUUGAUUUGCUUUUCGGACCGGGAUCUGUGCACAACGCGAGAACUGAGAACCCAGGACAUACAGAGAACACAACAAAAAACAAAACAAAAGACUCACAAACCCAAAUCUUAGUGCCAAGGUUCACGAGGAAGCAAAGCAAAGAUGGCAAAUAACAUCUUCUAACAUUCACAACACAACAAAAAGAAAAGUUCCCUAAAAGUUGCACUAUCUCUUUUGUCGUAAGAGAGGAGGGACAUGAUGUCAUGUGAUGCUGAUGUUUGUGUUUUCAUUUUAUUUUUGUUGCAGGGUUACUCUUUGCUUUUUGUUGUUGUUGUUUUUUUUUGGUUUUUUUUAAAUCAAGGGUUUCUUUUCAUGGAUGGACUGAACGACUGACUGAAAUCUCGCUCCAAAGUUGUCAUUAAAAAAAAAAAAAAAACGAGGAAAAAAUUGAACAAAAACUAACAAGUAUAAGCUUAUCUACAUCCUUUUCCGAAAAGCGCAAGAAAUCCUUGAAUCCAGCCUAAACCAUCUGUUCACACAACAGACACACUGAAACUUAGUAAGAGAAUAACCGUGUACUGCUUUACGUCUGCUUCCUAAUCCGGGAGAGAAAUCUGUCUUGUGACCAAGCAGUGAUGCUUCUUAAAAUCUUGACUAAAAAGAUUUUAGUCAGUUCUUGAACUGACCAUCAAUUUAAACCAAGCUUAAAGGGGCAGUAUUAUGUAUAAUCGACUCUUAUGAGCUUUGCGUCAUGCUGUAAUGUUAUUCCCUCAUCAAAAACAUACCUGGAGUUUUGCCUGGAUUCUUUCAUGAGUGUUUAAGAAAUUCUUUAAUCUCCAUGACAACCAUUAAGCUAGACAAAUUUCCAGGGCGGACCUAGCUCUGCCUUUGAGGACCAAGCUCUUCCCAGUUUCAGAGGUUCCGCCUCACAGAGCAGCCGACUCCCCAACUCGGCUCCUUCAGACUAGCCAGCAGCAGUUAGCAAGCAUCUGGUGGAACUACAUAUCUUCUGAGCUCAUUAUUGGUAAAAGCUUUGUUAAAGGAUUAAUAAAUGAGCCAUGUUGUGAUGACUUCCUGAAGGUGGAAGUCAUCACCUUUCACCAGGACAGGAGUUUUUAAAGAGACAAAGGCCCAAUUUCAAGGUGAUAAGUUAAAAAAGUCAAAUUUCUUUUAAGCCAUAUUUGAUAUGUACAGCAGUUUUCUAAGAACUGAAAGUAACAUAGUUACUGAGUUGUGCUAUAAAAUGGCACUGUGUCCCUGAAAAACACAUAAUACCGCCCCUUUAAAACUGUGUUUUGACUCCAUGGGGUGACAUCAACGUGUGUUAGGUUUUAUUUGGCGUCUUGGUCAGAGGAGGUUCUUCUCUUCAAACCUGUCCUGCUCUCUGAGCACCUGACCCUUUUCUUUGUCGACCCGCACAGUGCAUUCUGCCACACGGAUCUCAGAACCCUCCUGCAGUUCUGCCAACCAAUAGAAGGCUCAACGCUUCGUCUUCACAUCAGCGACGACCCCUCCCUCCCCCCCCAACACACACACACACACACACAACAAAAAGAUCAAGUAAAGAUCGCUUAACUAAGGAUUCCACAAAAAAAACUGACUGUGGUUGAAGUCAAAGGGCUACCAGAGGGUCCUUUUUGAUAAACUAGAAAAUCUAGCCUUUUUUUCACCUCAUUGUUGCCUUCAAUCUCUGCUGUUACGCUUGCUCUAUCUCACUUCAGCACAUUUCAGUGCACCUUCUUCCUCCUCCACUCCUGCCCUGCAAAGAUAAACUGCUCAUCGCCCAUCCUGCCAUUUGUGUGCAAAGAUGAUGCAGAGUCAGCCAAGCCCUUUAAAGCUGAGACUGGAGUGGAGUCGUCGUUUGGCAGCACGCUGAUGCAGUCUCCUCCUUGCAGUACGAGUGUGUCGGCGUGUUUGUUGCUCAGACCCUAGGCAACACUGAAAAGCACUUAAAGCUCCUGCAUGGGUAUUGUAUGUGUGCAUGUGCGUACAGCUGAGUGAUUUCUGAUCUGACUGGUUAGAGUUUUUAACAUUUAAAUACAUGUUUGUUUUGUUUGUUUUUGUUUGUUUUCUCCUGUUUGAAUUCAGCAAAGCAUUUCUUAAAAACCCAGGAAUGGACGAGGGUCAGUAGCCAAAGAGACGCAACAGGUUCUAGUAACAUUCACAAAGUUAGCUUCAGAUUCAGUUUCAAGCUGCAGCAAGGUAUCAACAAAUCUCCUGACAAAUUUACUUUCUGACCAUUCCAACCCACUCAGAUCUGGUGGAAAUAAAUUCAGAUGUGCAGCGACAGAGAAGUAAUGACUCACGAGAUCAAAUAUCAGUUCUCAGAUCACAUCAUAUUUAUCUAAUUUGCUCAAUCUACUAUCAUACAAGCUGCGUUUCCAUUGACCAUAAAAAAAUGCACAAAUUGAAAUUACGUAAAUAAAUUCUCUUAAUGGAAACUCAUUAAUUCUGAAAAAACAGUUUUUCGAUAAAAUGUUUUAGUAUUAGGAUGAGGUGGUUUUUCAGCCGUAUCAGAAUAGAUGUAUUUCGCAGAACUGUAAUAGAAGCAGUUUAUUCCCACCACAUAAGUCACGUGGUCAACAGCCUGAUAUUACUACUGGCUGAAAUGACAAAUAAGAUAACAGGAAGUGGUAGGAGGAUGAUGGUUUCUUUUUGUUUUUUUCCAGACAGUAUGCAGCUGGUUCCACUACAGCUCUCACAGCAUCACACAGUUCAUAAUGAGUUGUGUGUCAUUCCAGCGUGUUUAAUCCAAAGCUUUUCUGUAAACACACCAACUACAUAGUUGCAUGUAUAAGUGGUUUGCCGCUCAAACGCCUGUAUAAGACACUGGCGUCUCCUAUGAUUGGCUGAUAGAUUAGCGCUAGCGCCAUGGCUGAAUUAUGAACAUAUUUCAUGUUUACAACCCUCGUUGCCAUGGCUUAUCACAUGAAUAAACUUCAUGUGUGAUUCUAAUUUUCUAUUUAAUGGAAAUGACGGAAUGUCAAAAUUUAGGGGUUUUUUAUAUUAGCGGAAUAUAGACAAAGAUUUGCUCAUGUUUGUAAUGGAAACGCAGCUAUUUUUGCUUCUAUUGACAUGCAUGUUUCUGUCUAACAUCAAUGUUCCACAGUGUUUUUGUGUCAAUUUAGAUACGUCCCUAUGAAAAAUAAUGUAUGCAGAUUGGGCUAUAUGGUGUUCAUUACAGUGUUUCUUCUUUUCUGGCAGAUGAGGCUGCUUUUAUCUUGACAUCGUAUUUUAUUGUUUUCCAUCCCUAAGUGAUUCAUGCUGCUGGCUAACUUAAAAGUUGCUUUCAUUCAACCAAGAAGUUUGAUCUGAAUGGAAACAGGAAUGUCGAACCGCAGACCUCACCGUUCGCUUACGAUUCAGAAGGCCUCUUUAUCGCAGUUAUCAACUUACUAUGAAAGUAACAUUACACACAACCGUAUAGCUUUCUCCCCUUCACUAGUAUCUAAGAAACCAAAAUGGUUUAGAUGAAAAACUGAGCUUAAAUGUCUCAGACACAAAGAUUAAACAGAACACAUCAAAACCAUGUGUACCCCGUGCUCUGAAUGAAGGAAAUGUUAGUGGAUCUCUGCUCGUUUCUACCUACCAAACAUUUGGCAAACUCAGCUGUUUGAAUCACUAGAGAAAUCUCUGUUGGCAUUACCGCAAUCAAAUCUUAGAAUUUCUAUUCUGGUAUUAUUGACCAGUUAAUAAUAUUACUUCCAGUUAGAAGAAACAUUUUCAUUAACUGAAAAUUUUAUCUUAAGUGUAAAUCUACCAAAACCUUAACUAAUUUUGAACCUAACUCUGUCUGGGUGGUCUUUGACUGCCCCCUGUUGGUGAAGCACUUCAAAACAGUGUCACUGCAAUAUUAGACGCACCUGAAGGCCACGAAGCUGAGGAGCAUUUUUACCCUUAUGAUAGUUAUAAUGUAUCUACUUCCACAACUGAAAAACAAGGCAGGUAAACGUAGUAUGAUGAAGGUUUUCAAAUGUUUGACAGUGGUUCUCUCUAGAUCCAGACUUUAGACUAUGACUUUUUUUUUUUUUUUUUUUUUUUUUUACAAAAUAGAACUUUUUUACCAACUACAACUAGAUCAUCUUUAGUGAUCUAAAGACUGCUAUUGCCGUCCAACAGAUCUCUUCUCUUGAGAAGAGAUCUGUUGGACGGGUCCGAGAAUAUAAAAUAUGAAGAGGCUGAAUUAAUUUCGACACUGUUUUACCUCCCAACAUUGAUUUGCGUUGGGUAGAGACGGAGCAAACACAUUUCCAGGUGCAGUAACACCUUAGCUUCCCUGGAGUUCAGCCAUCGGCUGCAGCCUCUUUACAGUUUAGUGCGACUUGAGCAGUACAGAUGCAGUGAGAGUGAAUUAGAAAUAUCAAACAAACAGAAAAUGUGCCUGGAAGUCCACAUGUUCCUCCACAUUGUGUUUUUCAACCUUCCCGUGGUCUUAGCGCAACGCUCAGGAGGAGCGCGGCAGAUGACACAGUCGGACAGCGGCGAAGCUGUCAGACCGUCAGUUCCCAAAACCACACAGAAAAAAACUUGUAAAAGUGCGAAAAGCUUGUGGGGUUCAAAUGGCCCCGUCUCUUAAGACCGCGGGAGGGUUAACCUAAAGCUAGAUUUUAAGUUCUAACAUCACAAAGAGGGACGUUUGGCUCACUUUGGGUUAAAGCGCCUGAAUCCCUUCUAAUUCAGUGUGUUUGAAUGUACGUAUGCAGAUAUUCGGCUUGUGUCUUUCUGCUUGUGUGUGUGCGCGUGUGUGUGCUACUACAUCACUGCUGCUAUUGCUGUUGCUGCUACCACUGUCUUUGCUACUGCUGCUUCUCACAUCCCUUCCUCUGCCAGCCUUCCUCUGUCUUGUCCAUCCUGUCCUCCUCCACUCAUCUGAAGCUUAGGAGAGAAAGCUGCAGUGAACCCCACAGGUCCCUGGGACUCCUGGUACUUUUGGUCUUAAGCUGCAGGGAGCUGCUUCACACUCAAAUCUCUUCUAUGGUUUUCUUCUUUUCUUCCCCUUCCCGCCCUUCUUUUUUUUUCAUUUUUUUGGCUUGUUCGUACUGCGCAGUCAUAAGCUUGUAAAUGGAGGAUAAAUAAGAUAAAUUUUAUGUUUUCUACAAGGAGGUUUGCAUGUUACUAAUAUAUGAGUAAAUACGGUGCCUAAUGUUCAUGUUUGAGCAGAUCACGCCUCUGUCACACUGCUUCUCGGGAUGCAGGCAGGCGCCGUCUCCGGUCUGGCGGAGUACAGCUGAAAUGUUCACGGUCCUUCCGGAAUCAUCUAUUUCUGGGCAAUCAAAAGCUUUCUGAUCUGAAUCGGAUCCCAAAUUUCAUCUGAAAAAGUCCUUUCGGAUAUCAAUCAAGCUCUCCGCCUUGUUCUCCCCUGACAGCACCUGAAGGUAUUCCGAGCAGCACUGUAACGGGACUGGAGCAGACAUAGGAACCCACUUGCACUCAAAAAGCUCCCACCUUCGUUGUGCCUCACUUCCAACGGUGCUUUUUUCAGUAGUCUGUCUUUCUUUAUGUUUGUUUGUAAGGUGCUGUAUAUAACUUGAAUAUAUUAUGCACAUAUCCUACCCAAUGGGUAGAAACCACAAAAAAGAUGUUGUGAAUAAUGUAAUAUACUGUAUAGACAAUAUAAAAAUUUUAAGAGGGCAACAUCGAAUUUGUAAAUGCCUACAGUUAAAAAUGUGCUUUGUCUUUUUUUUUUUCCAUAAGAGAACAUGUUUUUCCAAAGUAUGCUCAGAAUAUAUGGUUGCAACACAAAUUUACAACUUCUGAUAUUUUCUUAUUAAUAAUAGGCUGUUAUGAUGUGGCUGAGCUGAGCUUCAGUAGCUUGUCGAUGGGUUUCCUCUGUCGCAGCGCCAGCCGUCACUCAGAACCCGGACACAAGGUGCCGGGUUCAUCCCGACCGACGAACAGAUGGAAUGUUCUAUCAAAAUGAUCUUUUGGUAUCACAGAUUGGACAUUAAAAAUAUGUACAAAUGUUUUAUCUAAAUCCAGAUUUACUUGCAGCAGCUCAGAAAACGUGAACAAAUGCAACCUUUGCAUUUUGGCGCAUUUAUUCAGUGGGAAAAAUGCAAGUAAAGCAAUAGUUAAUUUUUUAAGUGUACACUUUUUAAAAGUUGAUUAAAAUAUCAAAGAAUUUAUAAUUAGUAAUCCAUAACAUCCUGUUACUCUGGGGAACAAAUAAGAAGUAACAGAUCCUGUUGCUGUAGCGUCAUGGCUGGAGGAACCAUAUGGGAUAAAAAGGUUGGAUGUAGGAAAAACCUUCUGUUAGGUUUGGCAGAGGAUCUGUGAUGCUGUGGGCUUGUUUUUCUUCCUGAAGUCUGAAAAACCUCAUUAAUGUGCAAAAACAUAUUUUUUUUAUAUACAAGAAAAUCCUUUUUCUGAUUAAAAAUCUGUUGAGCUAUUAUUUAAAAAUGGGUCUUUAGUCCUAGAAGGGAUGGAUGGGACAUUUAAGACUUUUUAAAAAGACCAUUAUGAAUAGAAUUUAAGAACUAUAUCUCCAAAGACAUGUAUGAACGUUGUCCAGUCAACUGGUGAUAAAUUUACACUGACCCGUGAUGGACGCCAAAAAACUUCCUUGCUAGCUAGGAAGGGCAUGUUAGCAUGGAGUCACAGAACACAGUCAAGAUGUCGGUGUGUGACUCAAGAAAAAAAAUACAUAGAACUUACAAUUAAAGAGCCCUGCCAAGAUAAAAUUUAAGACCUGUGAUAAACAUAUUUAAGGCCAACUUACUUUUUCAAAACUAAUUUAAGGCUUUCAUUUUUAGAUACACAAAUUUAAGACUUUUUAAGGAUGCCCUAGCACUCUGUGGUGGAAAAACGCAGGUGUCCAAAGCAUUUGCAGAAGAAUAUAAAAUAUAAAGAGGCUGAGGCAGUAGAGGUUCUGUAAAAACAAAUAAAAAAUAUGAAAUUCCCCACUGAAUAAAUGUUCUGAAGUUCAUAAUUUUCAGUGCUGCAGCUAAAGCUGGAUGUAUUUGAAGUUUUGAUCUUUUAUUUUUAUUUUUUGACAUCCUUGCCAGGCGUGCCAACGAAUGAGCCAGGCUCAUCAGCCUCUGUGACGGCAGCAGUUAGGAACACUGCAGUGUGACUGGAGUUUUACUUCCUGUCAGCGGGGAGACUCGUCGUCAGGACGACGGCAAGGCAAAGCACCAAAGGAAGUUAGCUUCACAAGUUUGCACCAGCAGUAGGAAACAAGCUCCGGGUUAAAAACUAUCAGUUACUUUUACUCUACUAUUUAGUCGCUUAUUUUCUACAUAACGGCAGUAUAUGUGGCACAAUGUAUAACGGGCAUCAUGUUUAACCUGCAGCCAUUUACUUCUAAUAUGUACUAAAAAGAACUCCACUGUACAAUAACUGCAGAGCAUGUUCAUUCUUAUCUAUAGACGAUGUACAUAGCUACGCUCCAUUUUUUUUUCUUCUUCUUUUUCUUCACAGCACCAAAUAAGUGGCACUUGUGUUGUUUUGAUUUGGGGAUAAAGUUGCCUCUGCUCUCCUCCUGUUUGGAUGUUUUGUUUCCUGGAAGAGAAAAGACUGACGCUCCCUCUUCGCUCCUCUCAGCAGUCUGUACUCCAGUGCAGCAGCUGUCCGUAUCGUUCCACCUCCAGUAAUAACGCCUCAACAGUUUGUCCUGACAUUUACCAUAGGACUGCUUCCAUUAUGGGUUUUGUAACAUCAGUUUGCUUUAUUUACAAAAAUGAAUCCUUCUUGUACCCCUCCAACCCCCUCUGUGCUGAAAUCUAGAUACAUAGAUAUAUAUAGAUAUAUAUUUAUAUGGUCAUGCUUAGUAACCAUAUAUCUAUAUAUAUAAAUAUAUAUAUCUAUGCAUGUAACACAGAGGUAAAAUUGUUGUGUAUUUUUGCCUCUUUUUAUUUAAGCAAUUGUGAUGUAAUAGGUUUUAGGCCUAAGGUCUGUUAUUGCAAUACUUUUACAGAAAAGCAGAAAAAAAAGUCAAAAAAUGUCGCUCUAAGUGCUGUUGUAGUCAAAGAUUUUAUGCUUGUACUUAUGCUGUAGUCAGACUGCAGCGUAACAAAUAAAACUUUAAAAGUGA